AUGGGGACCGUCCUCUCUAUAUCUCCCGCGUCGAAGAAGGCGUCGAUCAUGGACGCGGAGGUCGGAGGAGACGCGCUGAAAAACGACAAGAGCCUCAAGCGCCACUCCAUGUUCGUGUCCCUCUCCUGGAAGAAGCUGGUGGCCAAUUCGGCCAAGAAGAGCGCAAAGAAAGUCACCCCGAACCCGCUGCCCGCCCGCGAGCUGCCGUCCAGCCAGGUGGCGCAGCUCAACAGCGAAAACAUCCGGAAGACGCACCAAACCGAGGAGAAGAAGCCCAAAGCGCCCAUCCCGGUGCCGGUGCCCACGGUGCCCACGCAGACCAUCGAGCCCGUCGUGCAGAACGGGAGGCUCUCCUCGGUGCAGAAGCAGCCCAGCAGCCUGUCGCUGGUGUCGCCCCGACGGAUAGUCAUCCAGGCGUCCACCGGGGAGCUGCUGCGCUGUUUGGGGGACUUCAUGUGCCGCAGGUGUUUUAAACUGAAGGAGCUCAACAGCGGGGAGGUGAUCCUGUGGUUCCGGAACAUCGAUCGGACUCUUUUGCUGCAGGGCUGGCAGGACCAGGGCUUCAUCACGCCGGCCAACGUGGUGUUCGUGUACCUGCUGUGCGAAGACACGAUAGCGGACAGCAUCGACAGCCCGGCCGAGCUGCAGGGCACCUUUCAGACUUGCCUCUACCUCGCCUACUCCUACAUGGGCAACGAGAUCUCCUACCCGCUCAAGCCGUUCAUGAUCGAGGCGAACAAGGACGUUUUCUGGGAGACGUCGCUCCGGAUCAUCAACAGGAUGAGUGCCAAAAUGCUCCAGCUCAACGCGGACCCGCACUUUUUCACCGAGGUCUUCCAGGACCUGAAAAACCAGCGCGAAACCAACGAGUCCAACCUGGACCGCUGA
Molecule: messenger RNA, 888 nt
Organism: Stegastes partitus (bicolor damselfish)
Lineage: Eukaryota; Metazoa; Chordata; Actinopteri; Pomacentridae
Gene: cdk5r2b
Product: cyclin-dependent kinase 5, regulatory subunit 2b (p39)
Exons: 1
Coding region: 1-888 (295 amino acids)
Biological process (GO): brain development; axon guidance
Cellular component (GO): growth cone; cytoplasm; protein kinase 5 complex
Molecular function (GO): protein kinase binding; cyclin-dependent protein serine/threonine kinase activator activity
Source: RefSeq, a predicted model, not a curated record